Messenger RNA from Passer domesticus (house sparrow), 2278 nucleotides. RefSeq names its product phosphatidylinositol glycan anchor biosynthesis class L (gene PIGL). NCBI's taxonomy places the organism in Eukaryota, Metazoa, Chordata, Aves, Passeriformes, Passeridae. The record is from RefSeq and is a predicted model, not a curated record. Gene Ontology annotation, biological process: GPI anchor biosynthetic process. Gene Ontology annotation, cellular component: endoplasmic reticulum. The transcript has 8 exons. Gene Ontology annotation, molecular function: N-acetylglucosaminylphosphatidylinositol deacetylase activity. Bases 1135 to 1776 code for a protein of 213 amino acids.
AAGCUUUGCAUGCCGGUCAGAUGGAUUGCAGGAGAUGGGAGUUUGAGGGAGGCUGAGAAGUCAGGAAACUUUUUUGGAUAGAAUUGGUAGAGGGAAGCUGGAACAUUGCAACAUGGGAAGCUGCGUUUGGAAUCAGGCCAUCAUCCUCUGGAGAGCUCUGCUGAAGUUGCAUCUGCAUUUACAUAAGUUUUGGCAUGAGAAAUCAAUGUCCAUGAAGCGACUAUUCUGUGCUUUCCCUUUCUAGAUGAUUAAUUAAAGUGGCGGAGGGAUUGAUUUGACUACGAGCUGUCUCCUGAGGUUUCUGACUGUAGUGUUUUUGUUAUGUGGGAUAGACCAAGGUCUAUCUCUUUGGCUGGAGUGAUUAUGUUUUUGGCUCUCCUGCUUUUUGAGGGUCUGGCCAUUGGGUCAGUGGCAAAGUCCUGUUUGACUUCCAUGGGCCAGAAUCAGAACUGCAGUUUUGCCUACACAGUGUGGUGUAUUUAUCAUUCCAAGAGCAAACAGAUUUAAUAUUAAAGUUGUGCUGAAGGGUCACCAGGUUUAUUUGGCAGAUGAAGGUUGUGGUAUUUCAGUCAUUUGCCUCUGAAAGAUUUUGCUGGCUGCUGUGAGAGACUUUUUGUUCCUUCCCCUUGGGUUUGUACCUUUUCCACUGUGGGGUCCUGGGCAUGUUAGGAUGCCUGUGUGACCUUUUGUGUGGCAGGACUGCAGAGCAAACCUAGCUGAGAACAACAGGGUGUUGCCUCUACCUGUGCUCUUACAGCUCUUCUGCCAGGACAGUGAGACCUCCUGCCCCAGUCUGGAACUGCAAUCUGUCCUUGAGCCAGUGGUGCAGGACUCGUGUGAGCUGGGCAUGGCUUCUUGGUGAAUGGCUUAACAACCCUGUCCCAAGCUCUGCCCCACUGAGCUGUUCCUUUCUUCAAGCAUUUUACAAAACAAAAUAAACUAAGGGAGGAGUGAAGUCCUGUGGUCUGCUCCUCAGAGACUCCUGGUUUUGCUGGUGAUUUGUAUUUCAGUUUAAAAACAUCAGUGGUGAUUGUGGGAUUGCUGGGCUUUUUGUUCUCAGUCAGGGCAACUUAGACUGUCAGGGCCCAGAUGAAUUCCGAGGCACUGUGGCAAAGCCAACAAUAACAAUGAGGAAUGAUCUGGGAGCUAUUCUGGACCUGCCUGAUCACUUCAUCUGGGCCUGGUGAUGCUCAUUCCUCCCAGUGCUGGUGGUGCUUUGGGCUGUGUCCUUCCCCUGGUACUGUCCAAAAUACCAGAGUGACCAGAGGCAUCCCAGAGGGGGAUCUUCCAGAUGAUCCUGCUGUGGAGUGGGACACACAGCUCCUGGCCACCCUUGUCCUGGAGCACAUAGAAGCCAAGAACAUCAACCUGAACAGGUUGUGUGCCAUCUGGCAGUGGAGCAGGGGCUGCAGUCCCAGCAUGUCUGAAAGGAAGGAUUGCAAGGUGGUGACGUUUGAUGCAGGAGGAGUGAGUGGCCAUGCCAACCACAUCUCUCUCUACACUGCUGUCAGGUACCUGCAUUCAGAGGGGAAGUUACCUGAAGGGUGCCGUGUGCUGGUGCUGGAGUCAGUGAACCUCUGCAGGAAAUACAUUUCCUUCCUGGAUGUCCUCAUUUCCUGCCUCCUGCCCAGGGAUGCACUCUUCAUCCUCACAGAGGAGGAGACUGAACAAGCCAAGAGAGCCAUGAGGUGCCAUCGCAGCCAGCUCCUCUGGUUCCGCCAGCUCUACCUGCUCUUCUCUCGCUACCUGGUGCUCAAUUCCCUGCGCCUGCUCUGACAGGACACCACUCCCAGGAGCAAAGGAUGAGCAAAACCACCACUGCUCCAGGCCCAGGACUCAAGAAAGCUCCUGUGUUAGGAUGGGGUGCUCUUUGUGUGGCAUUCUCUGCACUACAAAAGCCAGGCUGGGUGAACCUCCUUCUCAAUAGCUUGUUGCCUGAUACACUGGGAACAAGGUUAACAGCUACUCCAUAUUCUCAUCAUAGAAGCUUAAAUAAUAUCAGAAAUUUGGAUUAACUUUAAUUGGGAGCCAAGCUCUGGAGGAUUCUGCACUGGAGAAGAUAUGGCACAAACUGUUUCCCCAAGAAGAUAGAGCUGCAAGGACUGCUUGGCAACUCUCCCUUGGUGCUUUUGUAAAACCCAGCUAUCAGGAGUAACUUUUCAAAGGUCAUGCUAUCGCCACAGAUACCAACAACCACAACACCUUUGUUAUUCAGUCAGAACUUUAAAAAGCCAAAGCUUUUGAAUAAAACAUCAGAAAUGAUGCAAUUUUUUCCUAA